Molecule: messenger RNA, 543 nt
Organism: Dipodomys ordii (Ord's kangaroo rat)
Lineage: Eukaryota; Metazoa; Chordata; Mammalia; Rodentia; Heteromyidae
Product: transmembrane protein 217-like
Exons: 1
Coding region: 1-543 (180 amino acids)
Source: RefSeq, a predicted model, not a curated record
AUGAUAUCCCUCAUGGCAGCUGUCUUCUCGAUCUUCAACACCAUCCAGUUCUUCAUCAUGGAGCUGAACCAGUCCACCUACAUCGGCUAUGAAGACAAAUACAGCCUCUUCCUGAGCACGAGCUCUGAGCUCGUCACCUGGCUCAUUGUCCACAAGAAGACCAUCAACAUCUGCCUGGCCCUCAUCACCAUCCUCGUGAGCUGCUUCCUGCUCUACAGUAUCCUCACAAGCCAGUGUAUGGGGCCGCUGAUCUAUACGUUAUGGAUCAUUGCCUACGAGCUCAUCAACUUCUCCAUCGUCCUGCUCAUCCAGGGGCUCGUGAAAGAACAGUUCAGGCAGCUGAGUCACCUGUACGUGGUCUUCCAAGUCUUGCGCAUGUGCCUGCACUUCUUCUGUCUGCCCUUCAUUGUCAGGCACGGCUACUUCCUCUACGUGGAGCCCAGGGCGGUGGGAAAGCUAGCCCGCCAUAGACACUCCUCCGUCAGCACUGUGGACAUGUGGCCACCUGUUGGGCUGAGACUCAUGUAUCGCAAGUCAAACUGA